CAUUACACUUCCCAGUGUGUAGCCUGCCAGAAUUCCAUACCACGAAGAAGUUGACGACUACAUCCGGGUCAUAGUGUGAACUUGCAUUGAAGUAGAGCAUUCUCCAAUCUCCAAGAAUAAGCUUCAUAUUUCUCUGUGUUUCGUCUUCUAUUUAGUGCGUUACCUGCCAUGAUCAGAACAGCGGUUCUACGCAGGUUAACAUCCCACACCCUGUCCUGUACCAGAGGAUCAUGUCCGCUCACAGGCCGGAUACCGAAUGGCCUUCAGCUCCGCUCAGCAGGCCACACACCUGUCCUGCAGAACUCCCAUGGACCCCUCAUACCUAAAAUCACAGCCUCCGUCAGGUAUUCAGACUUGUCCACUCAGAAGUUCACAAUGAUCUACACGCUGCCACACAUAAAGCUCCUCAGAGCGGUGUCCAGGCUCAAACUGCUCCAAACUGCACUCACGCUGGUCAUUCUGCCUCCAGUAUACAUCUUCUACCUCCACGGAGACGUGCCCCUGUUUCUUGUCAGCUACACAACCGGGAUAGCGCUCUUCGCUGGUGCCAUGCUGUACGCUGCCAGUCACUUUUUCAGGAGGGUGGUUGGGAUGAUGUACCUGGACAUGCCUCAGACUACUCUCAAAGUGUCACACCUCACCUUCUGGGGCAGGCGCAGUGACAUCUUCCUGCCUGUGUCGGAUGUUAUGACCAUCGCAGACACGGGGGAUGCACGAAACGAGACGAUAUUGAAACUGCAAAGAUACAGCAGUCCACAGGCGUUUUACUUCUCCACUUAUUAUGGACGAGUCGUGGACAGAGAAGGUUUUGAGAAAGUGUUUGGAACUUUGAAAUAUUAAGAUAUGAAACAAUACAGAGUGAGAUAAUAUUAAUCAUCAGUGAGUCCUUAUAGUCACUGUUUUCAAAUAAGGCAGAGGACUGGUAUUAUUACAUAACUGUCAUAAACUGUCACACCACAAAGUCAUGGCUAAUGUCUUCUCUGGUGAUGUUUCUGAUGUUUGCCGGCCUCAGCUGGACUGUGGUCCCCCUUGUGAAACAUUUAAUACGUCUGAGUGCUCAGACUUCCUAUAAUCUGUAGUUUGAUGUGUGGGGCAGGCAAGAAUUAAAAAUAAUAAAAGUCUAAUUCUUAUAAUUCA
Molecule: messenger RNA, 1137 nt
Organism: Notolabrus celidotus (New Zealand spotty)
Lineage: Eukaryota; Metazoa; Chordata; Actinopteri; Labriformes; Labridae
Gene: tmem186
Product: transmembrane protein 186
Exons: 2
Coding region: 169-840 (223 amino acids)
Cellular component (GO): mitochondrion
Source: RefSeq, a predicted model, not a curated record